This is a messenger RNA of Leptinotarsa decemlineata (Colorado potato beetle), 530 nucleotides long. RefSeq names its product probable 3',5'-cyclic phosphodiesterase pde-5. Lineage: Eukaryota; Metazoa; Arthropoda; Insecta; Coleoptera; Chrysomelidae. Gene Ontology annotation, molecular function: protein binding; 3',5'-cyclic-nucleotide phosphodiesterase activity. The record is from RefSeq and is a predicted model, not a curated record. Gene Ontology annotation, biological process: signal transduction.
CUGAGCAAGUUUCGUGCUAUUUGACCAACCAUCCCAAUUUUUUGGAACAAUACAUCAUGGAUAACGUUGAGAUGGAACAAAUAGAACGUUGGAUUAUAAGAAAAUCGAAAAAGGGAAGGAGACCUAGUGAUUUUGAAAAAGCUGUAAGAAAGACUAGUUUGUCUAGAUGGAAGUUUUGCGUACACGCUGAUAAGCGAAAAAUGCUCCAAAGCCUAACUCGCAAACUCCAGAUUAAACCUUCAAAGGAUUAUGUUCUAUGGGAAUUGGCUAACUGCAUUAGUUCGGCUGUUAAUGCUGAUGGUUUCAGAUUGUUCAUAGUAGACAAAGGAGAUCCCAACGUAUUACUUCUAUACCCGGGCGAGGAACAUACACAGAGCAGCAGUGCACCCCAUCUUCAGAGAAUGAAAAAAGAUAUCAGCAUAGCAUUAUAUGUAGCUCGAACUCAACAACCUGUUCGUCUUUCUCGGGGUAAACCUGACUCUCGCUUCAGUAGUGAAAUCAUGAACGAGCUACCCGCUAGGUGGCAUUAG